Molecule: messenger RNA, 2268 nt
Organism: Bactrocera oleae (olive fruit fly)
Lineage: Eukaryota; Metazoa; Arthropoda; Insecta; Diptera; Tephritidae
Source: RefSeq, a predicted model, not a curated record
UAACGGAAAUAGCGGGAUAUUCAGUUUGUGCAGUGCGUCAUUUAUUAAUUGUGAAAAAAUAAGUAGUUUUUUAAUUAAAAUUGUUUGAAUUAUUGUUUUCUUGUGUUAACAGUGAUAAAAAAUAUGUAAAUUGUGUGUGUGUUAUAAAAUUUAAAUGCAAGUGAGAAGUCAAAGGUGAAAAAACAGUGUUUGAAAAGUCAUUCAGUAGCAAGGCUCCUGCUCAAUGUUGGAUGCCUCCUGUUAAAAAUCAUUCCUUUUAAUAGCUGUAAUGAUAGUGUUUGUAAAUAUUGGUGCAAAGUGUUGUAAAUUAGUAUGGAAAAGUAUGGUUAAUCCAUUAGUAGCAUGCUGGGCAUGAUCGCUGUGAAUCAAGGCGUAAACGAGUGCUGCGUUUGUGUAGUGUUAAUUUCAGUAAAUUUUGUGCAUUUUUGUUGCCAGCGUUUUGUAUACAUAAGCAGGCAGGAGAGUUGAAGGCCAUUGGGCACUGAGGAUGAUCGAGGAUGGCAUUAUUGACUUACAUACGGUUGGAAGUUUCUCGUAACAAUGUCAAAUCUGACGGAGUGCUCAACCCACUAUUAAAAGCAGGUUGUGGAAAGAUCAAUAACAUGCACAGACUUCUGGAAAGCAUCCGAUCAUAGAUUACUUGGUGUGAGAGUUAGCAACACGCGAAGUAUCUUUUGUGUUUGGUUUUCCUCAGAUUAUACACACAAAAAUUAAAAAUUCAAUUCCGAAAUAUCUGAGCAUAGUAAUCGGACAGUUCGUUAUUUGAUUUGCUUCCCCACAUCUUUUGCUCCUACGUACUCUGGCGUAAAAAUCAAACCAAUAUGGAAGGAGAUCAAUUAAUGUCAUGAAAGUUUUGACGAAUAUAAUAAUACAUCACUAAAAGUACAUUCGAAAGAACAAAUAAUCGCAUGCGAUCGGUAAAUAAAAAUAACAUGAAAUAGAGCGACUUCUAGAAUCUAUGAUAGCAUAAUAUAUUGUUGGUGCUCACAAUUACUCUAUUACUUGUUGUACAGCAACUACACUAAACGAAGGAGCGAAAGAAAUUAAUAUCAGCGCCAGUACUCAGUUGACAAAUAAAUUUGCAGUGCUUCGGUUUUCGUGGGCAAAACGUGAAUUAAUUUAUAUUUAAUAUUUGAGCGUAUAUCGAUGGUGUAGUAAAUAAAAUAAGUGCAUAAUAGUAAAAUAUUAAAAGUGAAGAAAUGUUGUAAAAGUGAAGAGAAAUGUUGUGCUGAGAAAUCAAAGCAAAUAAUAUUAUUUAAUGCUGUAAAUAAAUAAUGUCCACGUCAUUGCUUUCUUGGCGUGUCACGUUCGUGUUUCGUUUUCGGUCGGUUUGAAUAUUGCUCGAUAAUUUGCAUACAUACAUACAUAUGUAUAUGUACCAAUUCUAGCAUAAAAAUGCAUUUGUAAAUUGUCGUUUAAUUAAAAUUAAAAUUAUGUGUGAAAUAAUAAUAUUUUUUUUUAUCAAUAAAUCAACUGUUAAGUUUUUAUAGUGAAAAGUUUAUUUAAAAAUAGAAACGUAUCUAUUAAUCAAUAAUUUAUUUUACUACUUUUGGAAUUUUCUCUUUGCAAAGUUGCAAACAAUUCAUAAGGACAGUUGAACAUAAACGAAACGUUUUAAUGAUGGAUCAAGCACAAUAUGUUUCUUUUCUCUUACUUUUGGUGAAUUCCUUACUAUAUGCUACAUGUAGUACAUCGGUUCAAGAAGAUAUCGACAUGGAUUUACAUCCCUUCAUUAAAGUUGGUAGCAAAUAUUAUUUAGUGACUCAGGACAUAAAGAUGAAUUGGUUCGGAGCGGCUCAUUUUUGUCGUUCUUACGACAGUGAUUUGCUAACGAUUGAAUCGGUGGCUGAAAAGGAUGCCUUAUUUUCGCACUUAAAGCCGAUGUUUGGUUCUUUGCGCGCUUGGACAAGUAGCAACGAUUUGACAACGGAGACAUACAUGUCGCUGAAUAGUGGACGACCAAUGAUUUAUAAGUUUUGGGGGAAGAACGAACCGAACAAUGUGGAAGAUGUGGAGGAUUGUAUAGAAGUCAUACUAUUUAGUGAUAGCUUAACAAUGAACGAUAAUAAAUGUAGUCUGAACAUGCAUGUUAUAUGUGAAAAGCAAUUGCCGUUAAAUACUUGUAAUUCCGGCAUAAAAUCAGAAUCAAACUGUGAGAAAGUGACUGGGAAUUGCGCUUUAAAAAAACUCAAGCAAUUAUAUCUACAAACUGCAAAUAUAUUUAAUUGUAGGGAAUAAUAAUACGUGAAUAAAAAUCUUGGUUUUUUA